This is a messenger RNA of Leptopilina heterotoma, 2138 nucleotides long. RefSeq lists its product as uncharacterized. The transcript has 3 exons. Lineage: Eukaryota; Metazoa; Arthropoda; Insecta; Hymenoptera; Figitidae. Bases 1092 to 1958 code for a protein of 288 amino acids. The record is from RefSeq and is a predicted model, not a curated record.
AAAAAAAUUUAAUAAACUGUAAAUUUAUUAAAAAAAGAAGGAAAACUUUUGUUCUUUAAUCAUUAAAUAUAUAUUUAACUGUAAUUUUUAUUUUCAGUAAUAGUACUGAAAUAUUACUGUAUGUUCUUCUGCCUUGAAAACAAUAUUUUUAUUACAGUUUUCAUUAGAGAAUGCAAAUACAAAUAAUUUUUUAACACAUUCAAGCUCACCAUAGGACAGUGAAUUCCGAAAAAAGUUCAGAAAUGUUAUUAAAAAGUGGGUGAAAAAUAUUGAACGAAAUUUACGUAUAAUAGACUUAUCCCCUUUUCUACUCUGCAUUAUUUUUAUUAUUAACACACUUAAUUUCCUUAAGACAAACAAUCAUAUUUUUAUAGUACAUAUUUAGAUAACUUUACCUACUAUUGUUAUGUAAAAAAUUAAUAUUAUUAUUCAUUAUCGUUUUGAAAAUUAGUUCUGGUAAUGAUAUUUACCUGAUAGGGAAUACAGAGGAAUUACUUCUUCGAAGUAAUUUACUAUUCUAUAAUGUUUCUUUCUUCUUGACUGAAUUAAAAUUUUUAUUAUGUCAUCAUCAUCAUCAUCAUCGUUAAAGAAAAGGUCCAUAGCAAGCAUAAGCGUUGCUGCGUUUUGUAAAUUUUCUGCCAUUAUUUUUCAGCCGGCUUUGCAACUUUUUGCUUUCUAAACUCUACAAAAACCUGAAUUAAAGUUUGUCGUUUUCUUCAUUUCUUCCUUCGCUUAUAUGAUUUUCCACGUCGGUAAAAUAGUUAUCCGCCCUUGUUCGAACGCAGUAAUGCAGUAAUGUAAAUAGCUUCAUAGAGCGUUUAUACACCUUUAGUAAAAAUUGUCCAGAACUAAAAACUUACGUAGGAGUAAGAGAGACAGGCUGUGUAUCUGUCUCUCUUACUCCAAUAUAAAUUUUGCAUUAUGGACAAUUUUUACUAAAUAUGUAAAUAUGGUGCAUAAGUAUGAAGAGUAUAAAGGUAUACCGGUAUACCAUCUUCGUCUUUUUCAUACUCUCAGUUUUAUAAUACGUGGCAGGGAAAACCCAAUCUAAGAAUUCCUGAACGUUUUCGUGUACAUACUGAUAAAAACUUAUGAAAGAGUAUAUAAAAAAAUUGUGGUCUAAAAUUAUAUCAAAAAUGAUAAAUGUUACUGGACUGAAAAUUGAUAAAAACAAUGAAUUAAUUAGAAACAAUGGACGAAUUUUAUGUACAAUUGUAAACGAAGAGGAUGGUUCAGUUGGUGAAGCUUUCAUUGAAGAAGGGUAUUUGCAGAACAUCUUACCCAACGAAGGGACAGAAGGAAAUGAAGGGAGAGAUUUUGAGAAUACUUCUAGUGCUCCUACCAUUGAAAUUCCCGACGAUGACGAAGACAUUUCAGAAGCUGAAGAAAAGCAUUUUCAAGCAACUGCAUCAGAAGAUAUACAAUUGGAAAAGAAAUGGCCUCCGGACAAUGUCAAAUUACUCAUAACAAGUUAUGAAGAAAUUUGGCAGAAUCCAGCAAACAAAAAAAAGAUGCCCAACACAAUGUGGGAAAUGGUUGUCAAGAAACUAAAUCAAGUUGGCUGUUGCAAAUAUAAUAAAAAAGAUUGCAUGGAUAAAUUCAAGAGUUUAAAGAGAACUUAUAAAAAUCAGAAGAAAAGAAAAGAAACAUCUGGGGAGGGAAACGCAGACUGGGAGCAUUAUGAACAAAUGCAUAAUUUAAUGUUUCAAAAACCAGAGAUGAACCCCAUAGCAACAUCAUCCAAUAUUACCGGUUUUAAAAAAAGUAAACCUAUCGAAACAAAAAAGCGCAAAAUGACUAUAGAUUCGUCUAGCGAUGAAGAAAAGCAAAAUAUCAAACAGCCUCGUAAAAAAAAGAAUAAUUCUGAGAUGGAGAAAAUUUUGGACUUCAUGGAGAAGAAAGAAGAAAACAGAAAUAAAUUUAUAGAGCGUUUUUUAUCUAUACUUGAAAAGAAGUAAAAUAGUACCGUAUUUUUCUAAAUACUUGUUGUUUGAUAUAAAUUCUUUCCUUUUUUUAUUUUAUUCGAUAUUUUUAAAACAAAUUUUUUGAAAUUUUGAUUAUAGAUCACAUAUUUGUUUGAGUGGUUUUGAGGUUUCUUCGACUUUUUGAUAAAAUAUGUAGCAUGCGUUAAACUUUUU